UUUAGUUUAACCAAGUGAGUGACACAAACACGUCUAGUUUACAAAAAGAAUUUUCACUUUCGUAAUUUUAUGUAAUGCAAAACGUAUACCAGACUAAGCAUGGCAAAGCUGCGUCGCGUCGUAUAAUCCUUGCUUGGAUAAACAGCCUUCUCGGCACCAGUUUCACGUGUUUAGAGGACCUGCGAACCGGCGUGGAAUACUGUCAAAUGCUUCACAAGCUGCAGCCGUCGGCUAUUAGAUUGAAUAAGGUCUUCAAGAAACCGAGAACCCAUUAUGAAUUUGUGCAUAAUAUGAGACUGCUGCAAAAGAGCCUCUUCAAACAGGGCGUUGAGAAGCAAAUCCCCAUUCAGCGACUGGUCUCUGGUGGUAAUAGCGAGAAUUUGGAGUUUGCCCGAUGGUUCAAGGCAUUCUAUGAUCUUAACUAUCAACUGUUAAGGGGCGAAAUCACACAAGAUGCUCAGGAUAGUGAGAUAAAUGUAAUGAAGACAAGUGUAGAACCCCAAUCAAUGCCUGAAUGUUUCGGGGAUACCGAAAAAAACAGAAAUGGAUCAAGAUGUAGGAAUUAUUUACAUUCCAUAAAUCCUAGAUUAGUUUCAUCUGCAAGCAGUCCACCUUCAAAAGAACCAGUAAAAAAUUUUGAAAACUACCAGAGGUGUGAAUGUGGAAGUUAUAAGUAUUCAACAACACCCAGAAGUAACUCGGUAUUCAAAUCUAAUGAUCAUCAAAGAGAAUCUUUCUUAUUGCGGUUUCGUCGAAGGGAUUUGUUGGGCUCGAUGAACUCUACGGCAAACCUAAAGUGGUCACAUCUAAGAAAUCGCCACUAUUUUCGAAUGGCACACUCGUUCUAUGACAUGCUAGAGGCCGUCAAUAGAAGGACUGCACAUAUAAAUUCAACAUUAAAUACAAUUUCGAGAAACCUAAUUAGAGAAAAUGCAGAAGUUUCCAGCAAGGUUUUUCAUAAGAAAUACAGAAUCUUAUAUUCGCGAUUCAUCAAAAAUCCUAAUAACUUGAAAUCUAAAAGAGACUUACAAAAUACGCAAGAGAAUUCCCAACCAGUUAGGCUUCUGAAUUCGGAAAAUCAAAAACAAAAAACCUUACCGUCAAUAGACAAGCCUGACAUUGUCCUUGCCACGCAAGGAUUACCUUCAGAUGUUGAGGACCCCAGUAAAUCGUGGAAUAGUAAAAUCGACGUAGCAGAUGGGAAACCAGGCAACGAACCAGAUCUACUUCGAAGUCCAGAGUCAAUUACCACACAGAUAAUAGAGGAUUCUGGCACUGUUCUGAUUACGCAAAGUUUACCUUUGGAUGAUGAUGUGCUCAUGUCCUCUAAUCUGGAAACCUUAAGUGCAAAAGAAAAAGACCUCGGAGAACAAUCCACUUUAAAACAUGAUAUUUAUAAAGCUGAAAUGGAUAAGCAAACUAUAGCGGCAGAUGAUUUAAGUUCCGACUUCGAAAAAUUCUCAGAUGAAGAAGAACUUUCUCUUGGCCCAGAAUUGUAUUAUUCUUCGUCGGCAGAUGAAUGGUCCUUAAACUCACAGGAGGGCUGUACGACAGACAGAUGCUUUUCCCCCAGAAAACUUUCUUCUCCAACGAAUAACAGUUUGAAUUAUUCGGAAGAUUUAUUCCAGGCGGUGCUAAAACCUGACAAUCCGAUUUCUUUCGGAUUACAAAUUACAAAUAUUUGUAAUUCUGCAAAUAUUCGAAUGACAGACGAACUAUUGCAGAAUACAGAAAUUGAUUUGGAGAAAAUCGAUCCUAAGAACUGGAGUCUCUGUAAGAACUCCAAUGGGAAACUUCUCGGAAAACGUUUGGCUCAAGUUUUCUACCGGUCUAGACAGUUCAAACUGCGGUCGACAUUUGGUGGUCUUCAUAAACAGAAAACCGUUAAAAUCGAAUCCUUGAAGUAUUCGAUCAGAAAUUUGAAAACUGCAUCCCCAUCCAUUUCAUCGGAAGAAGAGUACUCUUCCGAUGAGUCUGACUCUGCUGUUGGGGAUAUAGAACAGAAACUCACAUGUGUGUUGGAGGAUUUGCAAAGAAAUCUUAAAAACCUCCGAAAGAUUUUGAAGAACCCCCAAAAGAUAAAUGAGAGAAGAAAAUCUCUUUAAAAACUUGAAUUAAAUUAAGAAUAUUUUACCGAUGGCAUGUGAUUUAUGCAAGAUAAGAUAUAGCACAUCAAAUCGAUUUGGUAUGGUAUCGAUUAAUAGAGAAAAAAAUAGUUUGAAUUUAGCAUGAAGUACUUAGUACAUACUUCUACCUGCAAGUUCUUUGUCUUUUUCGUCCAAAUUGCUUACAAAAAUUCUAGAAAUUUGCAUAAUCUUCAUCAGCUCAAUGAAAAAAAAUUGAAAAGUGUCUCACCCACCCAAACGAUUCUU
This is a messenger RNA of Drosophila santomea, 2372 nucleotides long. RefSeq lists its product as uncharacterized. The transcript has a single exon. Gene Ontology annotation, molecular function: microtubule plus-end binding. NCBI's taxonomy places the organism in Eukaryota, Metazoa, Arthropoda, Insecta, Diptera, Drosophilidae. Bases 75 to 2105 code for a protein of 676 amino acids. The record is from RefSeq and is a predicted model, not a curated record. Gene Ontology annotation, cellular component: microtubule organizing center; cytoplasmic microtubule; spindle midzone. Gene Ontology annotation, biological process: spindle assembly; protein localization to microtubule plus-end; regulation of microtubule polymerization or depolymerization.